Molecule: messenger RNA, 3203 nt
Organism: Mesitornis unicolor (brown roatelo)
Lineage: Eukaryota; Metazoa; Chordata; Aves; Mesitornithiformes; Mesitornithidae
Gene: C2CD3
Product: C2 calcium-dependent domain containing 3
Exons: 13
Biological process (GO): cilium assembly; centriole elongation
Cellular component (GO): centriole; centriolar satellite
Source: RefSeq, a predicted model, not a curated record
CCACUGAGACACUGGCAGAUCGGACAUCAAGAGAUUAUCUUCUUGGUACAGUCACGAUUCCAACCAGAGACCUGUUGAGAAGAAGAUCAGGUAUCACAGGCUGGUACCCAGUUACCCUAUCUGAAGAUUUAAUGCCUUCGGACUGCACAAAUGUCCUGCAGGCCAUUGUGGGAGGACUGGAAGUUUCUGUUACCUUUGCUCAUCAGGAUGACAGAGAGCGUGUUUUGGAGGCUGCUAAGCUCUUAGGAUGGAACAGUGAGGAGAGCCAUGAAGACGACAUGGAUGACAGCAAUGGAUGGGAGCAGAGCGCCAAGCCUGUGACCGCGACCAUCUCAACCCCAAGAGUAUGGCUGCCAGUCCACUGUGUGCUGCUUGCAGGCCAGACUCACCUAAAUAAAAGCACUUAUUGCUACCUCAGAUAUAAGCUAUAUAAUCAGGAAGCCACGUGGACUUUGCUUCGGAGGCCAGAGUUGAGUGACGACGCACGGAACGUUACAGUGAACUUUAAGAAACCAAACAAGGUGACUCUCAGAAGGAGCCAAGGACUGCUUUGGUUCUUCAGAGAGGAGAAAUUAGAAAUCCAGGUGUGGUGGGCGUAUGGUAAAGAAAAUGAUGUGGAAAGACCACUUGAUACAGAUCGUCUGAUUGGGUCUGCCUAUGUUGACCUCACAGCAUUAGCAGAGAGGUCAAGGACCACACUAAGUGUUAGUGGGGUUUAUCCAUUGUUCAGAUGCAACGCGGCAAACCUAGCAGGAGCUGCUGUACGCGUUCACGUCAUCCUUUCUUCCACUUCUGCUGCUCUGCCCAGCAGACUUCACUAUGCUGAAGAAUACAGCAACAGUGAAGAUGAAGGCAUGGAGAAAGCCCCUGAUCUGAGCCCACAGCUCUCUGAAAAUCAGAGUCAGAAAGUGGAUGUCGUACGUUCAGAAAUCACCAGCAGCAAACCACAAGAAGAAGACACGAUACUUCUGGAACAGACAGUUGCUGUCAAUAUCCUUGUGGAAAGAGCAAUGCAUCUGAGUUUAAAAGGGAGUCCUUUGACAGAACGUGAAGUAACAGCUCCCAGUAGCUGCGUAUCAUUUGCUGUUGCUGGUGCAGAUGCUCCAAUAACCACUUCAGUAGUAGAAAAUACAGACUCACCGGUCUGGGACUUUCAGCAACAAGCAAGAUUAUCCAAAGAGCUUCUGCUGGAUCCACAGCAAACCUUGGUCUUCAAAGUGUGGCAUAAAGCAGAUACUGAGCGAGUGAUAGGAUUUGCAUCCGUGGACCUUUCUCCUCUUCUUUCCGGCUUCCAGCUCGUGUGCGGAUGGUACAACAUUAUGGACUUCAGUGGUCAGUGCCGAGGGCAGAUCAAAGUAGCAGUUUCUCCUCUUCAAAAUAUAAAUAAUCUCAAAGAAGAAAGGCAGGCAAGGAUCCGGACCCAGCCAGCAAGUUCUUCAGUGAAGGCCAGCUUUCCAAUGCUUCCCAGUAAUGCUCCAAGCUUUUCCAGGCCAAUGAUGAAAGCCUUGUCAAAGGAAGUCAGUGUUCCUACUCGAGAGCAGCCUGUUUCUAGCAGAAUUAAUCCCCCUGCGACACACACGCCUCGUCAUGAAGAGCACAUGCAGAACGUGCGCAGGUUUCAUGAAUCCCUGCAGCAAGCAGAAGGGAACACGCACCGGGCAGCAAAGAUGGACUCACUAUCGCUGUCAUCACGUGCCUCUCUUCUAACUGCUCUCAGAAAAAACUUGAGUGAGCUGGAUGAGGUUCAAAGAUACUUCAGUCAGAAGCUGGCCAGGUCAUUUCCUGACUUCAGUUAUGGAAACACAUCCAAACCAAGCCAUGAGGAGCAGGAAAGCGAUCAGAAGGGCUUGAUGAGCAGAGAAGUAGAUCCCAAUGCAUGCCAUCUUCUGGAAAAAUCUAGUCAGUUGGUGUCUCAGGUCAGCAGCCUAAUCAAUGACUUACAGACUAUGACUAAAAGCAGUAAUGAAUCUUCUAAUGUGCAUCAAGACAGCAGCAGAAAGCUGGGUGCUACACAGGUACCCAACCAGAAGGAUGAAGAAGCCAGAACUGAAGUAUGUCCAGGCCAGCGUGAGUUGGACUCAUGCAGCGUCUGCAGCGAUGCACAGCAGCCGUGCUCCUCUGGGAGACCUGUGUUUGAGAGGCACAUGUUGCGUGAAUUUCUAGAGCAAGCUGUCCCUGAAGGUGAGCAUCCUUCGCCAACGGACUGCAUCCAGGAAAACAAAGGUGCUUUUGCCAUCGAGCUGCACAGUGAAGAAGAAUAUGAAGAAGACAUUAUAGAACCGCGAACUCUUAACGAAAUAACAACCAUAACGGACAAAACGAGUCCCUGGUCCAGCAUGCUGUCUGAAGUGGAGCAGGGUGCUGACCAGCAGCCCAUACACAUGGGGCCUGAAGAUCAGCACUCGGUGGAUACAGAGUGUUUGCAAAGAGGAGACAGCAGACAGAGCAGCACCUUCUCCAGCAUACUCCAAGCUGACAACCAAAGCAUGCUCACCGCCCUUAGCCCGUGCGUUAGCCUCCACGCAGACGAGGGCAGUCCUUGGGCAGUAACAGAAGGCUUUCAGAGCUUGAAUAAUAGCAAAGAAACAACUGGGAAGGAGCUCUUUCAGCCUGCUUGUUUGUCAGAAAUGCAUCAAACAGCCAAUGACUCUGUAGAAAAUGGAAACUGUGACUGGGAUAGAGCAUUUAACACUAAACCAGUAGACCAGAAUGUAGAGUUUCAUGCAGCCUCCAAAGAACUACUGGAAUUUCCACCAGAUGUUGGUUUGACCAAUCCAAAAACCACAGAAAGAGAGAAGGAGGAAAAUGGUGUAAAUGAAGCUCGCCAAGACCAGGAAGGAAGUGGUUCUGAUGAGAUCUGUGUUAGGAGCGUAUCAGCCCAAGCAGGCUCCGAAGGAAACCAUGAAAGCUUUUCUGAUGACAGUAGCGAGGACCUACUGGAAGAGUCAGAAAAGUCUGUCAAACCAGAAAUUCUUUUAUCUGGUCCUGUUGUUCCCAACUUCUUCCUUCCGCCCCAGCAGAUGGAAGCCUCCAUGAGACUGCUCGGCAUUUCUUCUCAUCCUUCCACACUGGGGAAUGGCGCCAGCAGCGGAGGGAUCCCGUACCGGAGGUGGACUUGUCCCAGGCCCACGGCCGAUCUCACGGAGGAGGAAACCAAAAGGAUCGCCCGGAUCUUCUCUGCACAGCUGCCCAAGAAGGAAUAG